Yamadazyma jaroonii is the source of this 1764-nucleotide messenger RNA. The record is from the annotation of a GenBank genome assembly. Lineage: Eukaryota; Fungi; Ascomycota; Pichiomycetes; Serinales; Debaryomycetaceae.
AUGAUUGAAGCUAAAAUUGAUGAGACCAAUGAGUUGAUUCACAAGUUAAUUGACGAAGUUUUCCCAUCAGUUUAUGCAUCUUUCGAUGUUUUGGAUAAAAGGAUACGAAGACUUGAAGAAAAAAUGCUGGGACAAGAAUUUGAUAGCUUGAAAGAAGACGUUAAACAGAAACGAGAUGAUGCACUUGAGAUCAAUGAUAAGUUAAGUGGCUUACUGAAAGAUUUGAAAAAGCAACAAGACAAAGAAUUAGCUAAUUCAGAUGAAACUGAUAUCAAUGAUGAAGUUCAUGAAGCUCAACACAAAGAAGAUGAAGAAACUAAAGAAGUGACAAAUGUAUUUUCAGAUGAUGUGCUAUCAAUGAGACAACAAAAGAAGAUUCUUAACACAUUAUCAUGUAAUUAUCGAAUAAAUAGCAUCGAUGAUGUUACUAAGUUCUUUGAUAUUCAAGAUCUUCUAUUCGAAAUAACGAGUGCUGAGUAUCAAAAGAAACAUACUCAAGAUUUAAUAUACCCCGAUCUACAACUUGAAGGGGAUUGCAUCAAAAACUACUUGAUAGAUAUUUUCAAUUUCAAAUAUGAACACCACGUUCCUGAUAGUUUCAUCAUACGAUACACGAAACUGAAACUCGAUGAUUUAGAAAGGGAGAAUCAAUUGAGUGAGGAAGUUCAGUACAUUUUUGGUAAUGAUUAUUUCAAUAGUGUUACCGGAUUUAUCAAUUGGGAUGGGUUAAUGUUAGUCAUAUAUCGUUAUAAAUUCGAAAAUACCAAAUCCUACCUUUCAAGCUGUAUUGAUAUGUUAAGUGAAAGAAACCAGAAUAUCAGUAGACCAGGGUCUAAUUUCACUAAUCUUACCAUUGUGUUUGAAUUGAUUUUAUCCAACUUGAAGAACAUGAAAUUAAAUUGUAGUGGAGCCUUCAUUUUAUUGUCCAAGAUCUAUAAUAAAUUCACCGUUGAAGUAGAAUAUCUCAAAUUGUUCUUACCAGUAUUUGAUCUUGGGAAGUUUCAAGACAUCUGUGAUAUAGAAUUAUAUUCUCAGGAAUUAGAAGUCAUGAACUUCACUUUACCUGAUCAGUGGAAAGAUUUCUUGGUCACAGUGAUCUCAAAACUUAAAGAUGAUGGCAAUGAAAUCAAACAUAUCUUCUUGGAAGAUCUAAAACUUUAUUUACAGAGGAAACCAAUCAAAGUAACCAUAACGGGGGAAAUGGGUAUCAAGUUGAACGUUUAUUGUAUCAGAUUCUCCAAAUUUUGGGAUGUUCAUCAAUUCGAAAACCUUUUCUUCUUAUUAUAUUACAAUAACAAUAUUGACAGAAUUCUUGAUUUAGAGAAAUUGAAAUACUAUAAGUAUUUGAAAUAUGAGUUGUUGGAGUAUUUGAAUUUCAUACCUAUGAUUUUGAUAUUUGUCAUCUAUGAAAUCUUCAAGACGGGAGGACAAGAUUGGGAUUUAGAUGUUUUAAAUGACGAUUUAUUGAUAAUUGCAUCGAUUUUGAUAACAAAUUUGAAAUUCAGAAAUCUCCUUGAAGCAUGUUUAUUCGUAGUAUUCAAUGAAUUGGAUUAUGAAGAGUAUUUGAAAGGUAAGAUUGAAAUCGAAUCAAUCAUGUUCAAAGUCAUGGGAGAUUUGAUAGUGGAGAACAUUGAUUUGGUCAAACAGAUAAUAUUCAAUCACUUUGCUGACUUAGGAAUGGCAAGACCAUAUACAUGUUUGGCAAGUUUAAGGAAUCCAUUCAAGCAAAUGAUCGAUAAGGAAAAGAUUGAACGUUUUAAGUAG